Oreochromis niloticus (Nile tilapia) is the source of this 1858-nucleotide messenger RNA. RefSeq lists its product as uncharacterized. Lineage: Eukaryota; Metazoa; Chordata; Actinopteri; Cichliformes; Cichlidae. The transcript has 2 exons. Bases 563 to 1843 code for a protein of 426 amino acids. The record is from RefSeq and is a predicted model, not a curated record.
AAACACAUAAACAUAGAACCACAAAAGACCUGCAGCCUACCUGAGUGGUGAAUUCAUUGCGAUCUUUGUAUCUAGCGGAUUGAGGAAUUUCCCGGCGAAUCUUGUUGACUGUGCCGAGGAUGGUGGUUUUCCGUCUAAGAAGUUUUUGUGCAAGUGAAAGCGAUGUGAAGAAAUUGUCCGUGGUAACAUUUCUGCCCUUGUCUAGGAAUGGUUCCAUCAGCCUCAUCACUACAUUUUCAGACAGUCUCUCCCCACUGGGACGAUUGGGGUCCUUGCCAAGAUAUGGGAGGACAUUGCAAAUGUACUUGGAUUUUAGGUCGCAGGCCACCCAAAACUUGAUCCCAAACUUGUCAGGUUUACUUGCAAUAUACUGCAGGAAACAGCACCGAGUCUUUGAUGGGAAGAGCUGUUCAUCAACGGUGAUAUGUAGACCAGGGUUGUAGCACGUGAUGCAGUUGGUGACAAAUGAUCCCCACACACUGGAAAUUGUGUGGGGGAUUGUAAGGCCAGGAAAAGUAUCUUGAGUCGCCUUCAGAGCUUCCUGUGUUUCAUCACUCUUGACAUGCUUCAUAGCAUUCAAGAAUGGACUAUUCAACAUGCAGAGCAAACGGAGGAUGUUCAUUGGUUCAUGGACCUCCCUGAACUAAUGGCAUUUAUUUCAAUUGUCAUCUUGCGGGGGGUUACUAGUGAUGGAACAUCACUACGUGACUGCUGGUCAGCAAACCUGGGAAACCCGCAGAUCAUUGGAACUAUGCCGCGUAACCGCUUCCAAGACAUCAUGCAACACCUACGCUUUGAUGACAGGUCCACCCGCAGUGAUCGAGCAAAGACUGAUAAGUUCGCUGCAAUUUCCAGUGUGUGGGGAUCAUUUGUCACCAACUGCAUCACGUGCUACAACCCUGGUCUACAUAUCACCGUUGAUGAACAGCUCUUCCCAUCAAAGACUCGGUGCUGUUUCCUGCAGUAUAUUGCAAGUAAACCUGACAAGUUUGGGAUCAAGUUUUGGGUGGCCUGCGACCUAAAAUCCAAGUACAUUUGCAAUGUCCUCCCAUAUCUUGGCAAGGACCCCAAUCGUCCCAGUGGGGAGAGACUGUCUGAAAAUGUAGUGAUGAGGCUGAUGGAACCAUUCCUAGACAAGGGCAGAAAUGUUACCACGGAUAAUUUCUUCACAUCGCUUUCACUUGCACAAAAACUUCUUAGACGGAAAACCACCAUCCUCGGCACAGUCAACAAGAUUCGCCGGGAAAUUCCUCAAUCCGCUAGAUACAAAGAUCGCAAUGAAUUCACCACUCAGGUGUUUUCAACCUCUGCUGCCACGCUGACGGCGUAUGCGGCCAAAUGGAAGAAGACAGUCUAUAUUCUUAGCAGCAUGCACAGCGUGGUUCAGACUGAUAACACCACCAAAAGGAAGCCAAACACUGUCACCCUUUACAACACCACAAAGUGUGGCGUGGAUGUGAUGGACCAGAUGGUGCGGGAGUACACGGUCCGCAGAGGAACACGGCGCUGGCCAGUUGCCGUGUUCUAUAACAUGAUUGACAUGGCAGCACUGAAUGCACAUGUGCUGUAUCAAGCAUGCACCGGGACGCAGGAAAGACGGGUGGACUUCCUGGUGGAGCUUGCAAGAGAGUUGGCUAACUCUCAUAUGGCUGGGAAGAAGGCAAGAAAAGAACAGUCGCUUCAGACACAACCCUCCACACCUAGCCCUGGAAAAAGAGCCACGUGUCAGGUCAAACACAAAUGCAAGAACAAUCAUGCCACUGUGCGAUGUGUUCACUGCUACAGAUACACAUUUGGUAAAUGCAGACUACAGAUACCAUGGCAGUGCCAGGAUUGUGAGUGAUUGAAAUGUACUCAC